CUGGGCUGGAGGGGCGGCGGGCGGGCGGGCCUGUCGGCGGCUCCUGGGCUGCCUCGCUGCCCCGAGAAGGCCCGUCCGCCGAGGCGGCGCGAAGCUGCGCUCCGCCGCCGCCCUUUCCGCCCUCGGAGCUUCCCGGGAUACCUCCGAUUUCCCUGGAGUCGCGGGCCCCGGGGCGCGCUCGGCCCUCCUCUUCGGCCCGCGCCGCAGCGGCCGCCGGCCGGGCCCGCACCCCGCGGGGGCGCCGCGUCCCUCCCCCCAGUGCCCGCGGCCGGAGCGGCGCAGGUGUUCCGCGGCGGCAGGCGCGGCCCCGGCCCGGCCCCGGGCGCCCUGAAGCGUCACGCGUGUGAGUCUGGUAUAAUUUGGCAUCCUGAGAGUCUGUCUUAGCAAGAAGGAAGUGGAAAAUACCCUUGAAAAGAAAACUAAGACAAAAUAGGAAGCCGGACUUACUUUUACAUGGUUAACUGCACAUUUACCAAUAUGGACACCUUUCCCCCCAUUUUUCCUCCUGGUGGAGACAGUGAGCUGACAGGUUCUCAAUCCGAGUUCCAAAAAAUGUUAAUUGAUGAAAGGCUACGAUGUGAACAUCAUAAAUCUAACUAUCAGACUCUUAAAGCUGAACACACAAGAUUGCAAGAUGAGUACAUAAAGUCACAAAAUGAACUCAAGCGCCUGUUAAAUGAAAAGCAAACUCACCAGGAAAAAUUUCAGCUGCUGCUCCAAGAGCUAAGAGGGGAAUUAGUAGAGAAAACUAAAGACUUAGAAGAAAUGAAACUGCAGGUAUUAACGCCACAAAAGUUGGAAUUGUUACGAGCCCAAAUACAACAAGAGUUAGAAACUCCAAUGAGAGAACGCUUUAGGAAUCUGGAUGAAGAAGUGGAAAAGUAUAGAUCUGAAUAUAAUAAGCUUCGCUAUGAACAUACAUUUCUCAAGUCAGAAUUUGAACACCAGAAAGAAGAACAUGCACGUAUCUUAGAAGAAGAAAAAAUAAAAUAUGAAUCAGAGAUUGCAAGACUGGAGAAAGAUAAAGAAGAAAUACAUAAUCAGCUGCUUAGUGUUGAUCCCACAAAAGACAGCAAACGAAUGGAGCAACUUGUUCGAGAGAAAGUCCAUUUGUCUCAGAAAUUAAAAGGUUUAGAGGCUGAAGUAGCAGAAUUAAGGGCUGAAAAAGAGAAUUCUGGUGCUCAGGUAGAAAAUGUCCAAAGAAUUCAGGUGCGGCAGUUGGCUGAGAUGCAGGCUACAGUCAGAUCCCUGGAGGCUGAAAAACAGUCAGCUAAACUACAGGCUGAACGCUUGGAAAAAGAGCUACAAUCAAGCAGUGAACAAAAUACUGUUCUAAUCAGUAAAUUGCAUAAAGCUGAACGGGAAAUAAAUACGUUGACCAGUAACGUGAAAGAACUUAAACAUUCAAACAAACUAGAAAUAACAGACAUCAAACUGGAGGCAGCAAGAGCUAAGAGUGAGCUAGAAAGAGAAAGAAAUAAGAUUCAAAGUGAACUGGAUGGAUUACAGUCAGACAAUGAAAUUCUCAAGUCAGCUGUUGAACACCACAAAGCUCUCCUAGUAGAAAAAGAUCGUGAAUUAAUACGUAAGGUACAAGCUGCCAAGGAAGAAGGUUAUCAAAAACUUGUGGUAUUACAAGAUGAAAAGAUAGAACUUGAGAACAGAUUAGCGGAUUUAGAGAAAAUGAAAGUGGAACGUGAUGUCUGGAGGCAAUCUGAAAAGGAACAGUGUGAAGAGAAAUUGCGGGCUUCACAGAUGGCAGAAGAGUUGGCCAGAAGGGAACUUCAGAGUAUUAGGUUAAAACUUCAACAACAAAUGGUGAAUAUUGAAAAUGCAGAGAAAGAAAAAAAUGAAAAUUCUGACCUGAAACAGCAAAUCAGUAGUUUGCAGAUCCAAGUGACUUCACUUGCACAGUCAGAGAAUGAGUUGCUGAAUUCGAACCAAAUACUGAAGGAAAUGGUGGAGAGGUUAAAACAAGAAUGCCGAAAUUUCAGAAGCCAAGCUGAAAAAGCACAAGUAGAAGUUGAAAGGACUUUGGAAGAGAAACAGAUACAGUGGUUGGAAGAAAAGCAUAAGCUUCAGGAACGUAUCACUGACAGAGAAGAAAAGUAUAAUCAAGCUAAAGAAAAACUACAGCGAGCUGCAAUUGCUCAGAAAAAGAGAAAAUCUCUUCAUGAAAACAAAUUGAAGAGACUACAGGAGAAAGUAGAAAUCUUAGAGGCAAAGAGAGAAGAAUUAGAAACAGAAAAUCAGGUGUUAAAUAGACAAAAUGUUCCAUUUGAAGACUAUACAAGGCUUCAAAAAAGACUGAGGGACAUACAGAGAAGACAUAAUGAAUUUCGAAGUUUAAUUUUGGUUCCUAACAUACCUCCAGCAGCAUCCAUCAAUCCUGUUAGUUUUCAGUCAUCAGGCACAGUUCCAGGCAUGGACCUCUCCUUUCCUGCUCAUAUGCAGGAGGAACAGCAUCAAAGGGAACUCUCUCUACUUCGCAAAAGACUAGAAGAACUAGAAACAACACAAAGGAAACAACUAGAGGAACUUGGAUCUACGGGGGAAUGAUGUUCUUGGAGAAAAAGCAGAUCAAAAGGGAUGAAAUCAGUGUGACUCAAUAAAGCUUGAAGUUUUAACGUAUGUGGCAUUUAGAUACUGUAUUACUGUGUGCCUCAAGAAAAGGUACUGGCUACAUGCUCUGUUGCAUCAGUGUCAGGAUUGUAGGAUUAUACUAAUGACAGGUCAAGCGUUAAAACAGCUCCAGAAAUAUUUAGGAUACUUAUUGGCAACCCUUUGAGAAUGUUAAAAAAAAAAAAAAAGAAAGAAAGAAAGAAAGAAAAGAAAAAGAAUGAACUGGGGAAUCAGGUUUUUAAAUUAUUUUAUUAAUUUAGCUUUGAAAUUUUUUGGUAUUUUGCCUGAAAUAUGCCCAUGUUGAAUUCCUUCUGCCUUUUUGAGGUGCUUGUUAGUAACAGGAUCAGUAAACAUUUUCCAGUUUACAAGAGUUCUAAACCUCUAGUUCUUGAAAAAAAAAAUACAAUUUAAAGGUCAGCAUUAAAAAAUAAAACUUGAAGAUCUCUAAAUAUUACAAAAUGCUACCAUUCUAAAAGCUGUGUGCACAUAAUUAAAGAGCUUAAUAAAUAUUUUUCUAUA
Molecule: messenger RNA, 3141 nt
Organism: Nyctereutes procyonoides (raccoon dog)
Lineage: Eukaryota; Metazoa; Chordata; Mammalia; Carnivora; Canidae
Gene: CEP83
Product: centrosomal protein 83
Exons: 16
Coding region: 454-2559 (701 amino acids)
Cellular component (GO): centrosome
Source: RefSeq, a predicted model, not a curated record